Molecule: messenger RNA, 1133 nt
Organism: Scleropages formosus (Asian bonytongue)
Lineage: Eukaryota; Metazoa; Chordata; Actinopteri; Osteoglossiformes; Osteoglossidae
Gene: pudp
Product: pseudouridine 5'-phosphatase
Exons: 5
Coding region: 88-783 (231 amino acids)
Molecular function (GO): phosphatase activity
Source: RefSeq, a predicted model, not a curated record
AUUUAAGCGUUCUUCCGUGUGUUGAACUUUUAUGGUUUGUCAAGCUGCCAGCGCCGGUUCUCGUAGCAACCGUACACAGUCAAGAAGAUGGCGGCGCAAGAGAGCACGUUCAGACCAGUAACACAUGUGAUUUUCGACAUGGACGGGCUCUUGUUAGACACAGAGCGCCUGUACACGGUUUGCUACCAGGAGAUAUGUGACCGGUUUGAUAAGAAGUACACCUGGCAGGUGAAGUCCUCAGUGAUGGGCAAAAAGGCGCUGGAGGCAGCGCGUAUGAUCCGGGACGCACUAGAUCUGCCAAUGAGUCCAGAGGAACUGCUGGAGGAGAGCAGGAAGAUUCAGGAGAGGAUCUUCCCCUUGGCUGAGCUCAUGCCAGGUGUCGAGAAGCUUGUCCGCCACCUGAACAAAAAUGGCAUACCAAUGGCUGUGGCCACCAGCUCGGCAGGAGUCACGUUUGAAAUGAAAACCAGCCGACACAAAGACUUCUUUCACUUGUUUAGUCACAUUGUGCUCGGUGACGACCCCGACGUGAAGAGCGGCAAACCUCAGCCAGACUCUUUUUUGGUUUGUGCUAGCAGGUUCAACCCAGCACCUUCACCACGGCAGUGCCUGGUUUUUGAGGACGCCCCGAAUGGAGUCCUGGCAGGCCUGGCCGCAGGGAUGCAGGUGGUGAUGGUCCCUGAUGACAACCUGGACCGGAGCCUCACGCAAAACGCCAUGCUGAUCCUGAAGACUUUGGAGGACUUCAGGCCGGAGCUCUUUGGCCUUCCUGCCUACAGCUGAACCAAAGCUAGCUGUGAACUUUUCAGGUGGAGAUGUUAAAAAUUCUGUUUUUAUUGCAGUUUUUAAAUUUAUUGUGAUUGGUCUGAACCGGUUUGAACAAAAUCAAGAUCAAUUUAACUCCUUAAGUACAUGCAAUCUUUCGUUUUUCAUUUCCUGUUUCGACAGCUUAGGUAGUACCAUAUGUUCAAUUUAGUUCACCGUCAGACAUAUGAUAUCACACUGUGAUUGUGCCUUUAUGUUGGUUCGAACAGCUGUCUGUGUCUGUUCAAUGGAAUAAAAAUUGGUUACGAUCCCAGUCUGAUUGACAUUAAAUGAAGAGAGCUACUCUGAGCGUCAAAGAAUCACCUUUA